Messenger RNA from Synchiropus splendidus (mandarinfish), 1420 nucleotides. RefSeq names its product 3-hydroxyacyl-CoA dehydratase 3 (gene hacd3). Gene Ontology annotation, biological process: fatty acid elongation; sphingolipid biosynthetic process; very long-chain fatty acid biosynthetic process. Gene Ontology annotation, molecular function: 3-hydroxyacyl-CoA dehydratase activity. The transcript is spliced from 11 exons. Lineage: Eukaryota; Metazoa; Chordata; Actinopteri; Syngnathiformes; Callionymidae. The record is from RefSeq and is a predicted model, not a curated record. Gene Ontology annotation, cellular component: endoplasmic reticulum membrane. The coding region runs from base 113 to 1183 and encodes 356 amino acids.
AAGAAGAGAAAGAAUCUUCCGGAAUAGCUAGCACGAGCUGCAGCGUUCUUUCAAUGUAUUCUUUGUGUGUUUAGUUUUCCGAAACUCCGUUUUAUUUUAUUUUUACUGAAGUAUGGCUUUAACGCCACUUGUUUACUGGGCUCAACGCCACGAAGAGAUCUUCUUGCGAGUGGAGCUGAGUGACGCGCAGCGUAUUGAUGUCCAAAUUCACGAGAACGUUCUGAAGUUUCAAGCUCUUGGCCACGGAGCCAAAGGACAACAUCACUAUGAGUUCAACCUGGAGUUUCUCUUACCGGUCAAACCUGAGGUGGAACACAAGUCCACACAGCGACAGGUGAACAUUAAAGUGCGGAAAGAGCAGCGGGGUUGGUGGGAAAGACUCACUAAAGAGGUGCGAAAACCUAUCUUCCUGGCGCCCGACUUUGACCGUUGGCUGGAUGAAUCGGAUGCUGAGAUGGAGAUACGCGAAAGGGAGGAGAAGAAAAGGAUGAAAGCGUCCAGAUAUAAAGAAGACAAUUUUGUCAGCAUGAAAACAGGGUUCCUGUUCAUGUACAACUUGGUGCAGUUUCUGGGUUUUUCGUGGAUUUUUGCCAACAUGACAAUACGACUUGUCAUGUUUCGUCAAGAUUCUUUCUAUGACACAUUCCACAGCAUCUCAGAUGUCAUGUUCUUCUGCCAGACCCUGGCAGCUGUGGAGGUCCUCAAUGCUGCGUUUGGUGUUGUCAAGACGGGCGUGUUUCCCACUCUGAUCCAGGUUGUAGGAAGGAACUUCAUUCUCUUCAUCAUCCUCGGAGGUGUGGAGCAAAUGCACAACAAGCCAGUCGUCUUCUUUAUUUUCUACCUAUGGAGCGCCAUUGAAAUCUUUCGGUAUCCGUUCUACAUGCUGGGAUGCUUCAAUACAGAGUGGAAGAUGCUGACGUGGAUGCGAUACACCAUCUGGAUACCACUGUACCCGUUGGGCACUAUAGCUGAAGCUGUGGCCGUGAUUCAGUCCAUUCCCAUAUUUGAUGAGACCAAACUCUUCAGUGUCCCACUGCCCAAAUCCUUGGGAACAUCAGUCAGCUUCUCCUACGUGCUUUAUGUCUACCUUGUGGUCAUGUUUCUAGGGCUCACCAUCAACUUCCGUCAUCUCUACAGGCAGAGGAAUAAACGCUUCCGCACCAAGAAGAGGAAAACACACUGAGGUUCCAUCUCGAUCUGAGAAGUCUGGGACAGGAACAUCCCUGGACCAGUGAUGCACAUUUUUAAUGUCUCCUAAAAUAACCUCCCCAGAUGAAGUAAUUACUAUUUGAUACAAAAAAACAAUACUAAGACAAUACUGGCUGCCUGAAAUAACCAGUUAUGUAAUUGUUUGAUACAAAUGUUUUUAAUUUAUUCUGAAUCAUGUACUGCAAUCAUUCCAAAUGUCACAUAAAAUCGA